This is a messenger RNA of Argiope bruennichi, 2003 nucleotides long. Its product is annotated as poly(A) RNA polymerase GLD2-like. The record is from RefSeq and is a predicted model, not a curated record. Gene Ontology annotation, cellular component: cytosol. The coding region runs from base 295 to 1935 and encodes 546 amino acids. Gene Ontology annotation, molecular function: poly(A) RNA polymerase activity. The transcript has 16 exons. Lineage: Eukaryota; Metazoa; Arthropoda; Arachnida; Araneae; Araneidae.
UUGCAAUUAUCAAUCUGGAUUAUUUCAAAAAUGGGGAUUGAAGCUUUCGACAUGGUGGUUGGUUCUCGUCGUCCUGGUGAUUAUAGAAAUGCUCACCACACCUAUGCCACUGGUGAACCGCAACACCUUGAAAAAAUUAGAAAUAGCCCAUACUCUGGAAAAGUCUGCCCACUCCUGAUCUAGAUGGAUGAAAUUUGGUAUAGGGUCUUCAUACUAAAUUUGUUUUAGAAAUAAUUGCUGUCACAUUGUAAAAUUUAAAUAAUGUCCUGAAAAAGCUAUCAUUGUUAUACUGAUAUGGAUGGGUAUACUCCAGUUUCCAAAAAACCUCCUGCAGUUAAUACACCUGUAUUUUGUACUGGGCUUGCAAAUAUGACUGUAGAUGUUGAUGCCUUAAUAGCAUUACUGUGCAAAUCUUGUAAAAAAAAUGUCAAGAAUUUUGAUCCAGAUGCUAAGAAUUUAUGUAACGACUGUUUAUCACAAUCCAAACAAAAUGAAAGCUCUAAACAAGUGAAAAAGUCUGAUAUUUCAUCUACACCUACUUGUUCUUCUGUGAAUACUUCAAAUGCUAAAAGAACACUUUUGCCAUCCCCUGUAAAUCCUGGCUAUUCUGAUUCUCAUGCAAAUAUUUCAAAAGAAUUUUUAGUUCCAGCAAAUGACACACCAGAGCAGCAUUUAAACAAUUCAAACUCACCUAAAGACUUUAAAACUGGAGAAAUGAAAUGGAAGAGUGACCUCCGAGGCCGUCUUAAUCCAAGAUCCAAGCCAUAUCAAAGAUUUACUAGAAAUAAUGAAUCCACUAGUAAGCAGGAAUUUCAGACUCCUCAUGGGCCUCAUUUUUUACAAUCACCUGUGACUGAAAAUGAGAAUUUUACUUCAGGAAGGGAUUUUCGUCGGAAUCGGAAUUCAAGCUUCACUUCACCACCUCUUCUGAAUAGGUCCUCGCCUGGCAAUUCAACUGUUACGUUAUCAAGAGAAAUAUGGGGACUCUUCCAUAAAAAUAAACAAUCUGAUGAUAUAUUCAAUUGUAAAAUGGAAUUAAGAGAUAAACUUCAUCAGAUAUUAAGACAGCAAUUUCCUAAUUGUGGUUUAUAUGUAGUUGGCUCAUCUAUGACAGGACUAGGUGUAAGCAGCAGUGAUAUAGACAUGUGUCUUAUGCUAACAGAUGAAGAGGUUGAUCAACAAAAAGAAGCUAUUGGGAUUCUUCAUACUAUAAAACGCCUCUUUCAUAAAUACAAAUUCUUGUAUGAUAUACAAAUCAUAUAUGCAAAAGUUCCUAUACUUAGAUUUGUAGACGGUGAAAGUGGUAUUGAAGUGGAUUUAAAUAUCAAUAAUGCAAUUGGUAUCAGAAAUACUCAGUUAUUAACAAGUUAUGCCCGAAUUGAUGGAAGACUGCCUCCAUUAGUUGUAUUAGUCAAACUCUGGGCUCGCUGUCAUGAUAUAAAUGAUGCUAAAAACAAUAGUUUAUCAAGUUAUUCAAUAGUUCUGAUGGUUAUUCAUUAUCUACAAUAUAGAUGUCGACCUCCAGUUUUACCUUGCCUUCAACAGAUACAGCCAGAUAAAUAUCUUCCUCGUUCAGAUAUUCGGAAGUUAAAGCUUCAUGAAGAACUCCCUAACUUUAUUUCAGAAAACCAAGAAGACCUUGGAGAUCUUUUCAUUGGCUUUUUAAAAUAUUACUCAGAAGAAUUCAAUUAUCGGGAAAGUGCUAUGUCUAUUAGACUAGGGGGUGUGAUAUCCAGAGAAGAUGCAGCACAAACUACUUCUCCCAAAAAUAAACAUGGUCAUUGGAAAUAUAUAUGCAUAGAAGAGCCAUUCGAUCAGACGAACACUGCUCGUGCUGUUUUUAAUCAAGCAGUCUUUGAUCGUAUUCAACACGUAUUUAAAACUAGUUGGAAUCGCAUCACGAAAAUUUGUAACUUAAGCAGUGUAUUAAGUUGAUAAUUUUCUAUAUGUUAUAUAUUUUAUUAUUAUGUGGUGUAUAAAAUAAACUAUUUUUAUAUUUUUCA